AUGCAUUUUCACCCACAAGUAAGCGACAAAAAGACCAAAACCAGAGUAGUCCACGUCACAGCUCAGACCAAAAAACCGCCGCUCACCGGCUCUGAUGUGGCGAACCAAAGAAAUAAUCAUCAGCCGCAGUUGGUCUCAAAUUCGAGGAUCAAAAGAUCCCUCAUUGGCGACCUCUCGUGCUCGAUAAACGCUACCCAAGUGCACCCGCAGAAGACUGCUCACAACAAGACUAAAUCUUUUACAGCUUCUUCCGAGGAUCUUUUUCUCGAAAUCGAUCACCUGAGGAACUUGCUGCAAGAAUCCAAGGACAGGGAGGUCAGUUUGCAAGCUGAGCUUUCGGAGUGUAAGAAGAAGAAGGAGGUCGAGAGGGAGCUUGAAUCGAAAAGGAUUGAAAUUAAUGGCCUUCUCAAGAAAGUGGGAUUGCUCGAAGGCGAAAAGGCGAAUCUUUUGUCGCAAGUUGAGGCCUUGAGUCCUGUAAUGGGAAAAAAGCAAGAAGAGAUUUUGAUAACUGAGGCACAUGAUGAUGAUUUGAGUAGUGUGGAGAUGGAGGUUUUAGAGUUGAGGCGCUUGAACAAGGAGCUGCAGCUUCAAAAGAGAAAUCUUUCUGGCAGGAUUGCCACAUUGGAAGCCCAGUUAGCUGCUCUUUCUAAAAUUUAUGAGAGUGACAGUCUGGAGAAAAUUAAGGCAGAGGCCUCUUUACUAAGGCAUACCAAUGAAGACCUUAGCAAGCAAGUCGAAGGUCUUCAAAUAAGUCGGAUGAACGAAGUUGAAGAACUAGCUUAUCUGAGAUGGGUCAACUCAUGUUUAAGAGAUGAAUUAAGGAAUUGUUCUAACAACAAUCUUUCUGACAAGCCAUCAUCAAGCCCCGAAUCCAUUUGCUUUUCGCCUUAUCCAGUUGAUGAAGAUUCUGAUGACAGCAACAACACGGCCACUAAGAGGCAGCUGUACCUUGUAAAAAAAUUCAAAAAAUGGCCGAUUACCGAUGAAGACUUGCAACAAAUAAAGAACCGUAAUUUUACGUGGGACGAAACAAAGAGUUCGGCAAGAAGGCACUCUAUCAGUGGAACAAAUUGCUGUCCUAAAAAUUUAGCAUUUAAUAAUGAAAAGAGAAUUUCGAAUAGUUUUAUAUGCUCGAAAGAGGCAUUAGUUUCGGAAAAGUACGACUUGGAAGUAGUAAGCAACCGGACCCGAAAAGUUUAUUCGACGGCCUCUUUAGGGGUUAAAAAAAGGGCUUUGAGAAUUCCGAAUCCCCCUCCAAGACCUUCUUGUAGUGAUUCAGGAGAAUUAAUAAAGCAAGAAACUUUUUUGGCUUCUUCGGGUUUUCCCCCUUCAGCUCCUCCUCCGCCACCUCCACCCCCACCACCUGCUCAAAGACUAAUGGUGGCUCGGGCCACAACGGGCGGGAAAGUUCAGCGAGCCCCACAAGUAGUCGAAUUUUACCACUCACUCAUGAAGAGAGAAUCGAGAAAGGAAUGCUUGAGUUCUUCGGGGACUACGGAUGAAUUAAGUGUAGCGAAUGUUCGGAGUAGCAUGAUAGACGAAAUAGAGAACCGUUCGUCUCAUUUGCUUGCGAUAAAGGCAGAUGUUGAGACUCAAGGAGAAUUUGUGAACUCUCUAAUACAAGAAGUCAACAGCGCGGUUUAUCGAAAUAUUGAGGAUGUUGUUGCGUUCGUGAAGUGGCUUGAUGAUGAACUCUGCUUUCUGGUGGAUGAAAGGGCAGUUUUGAAACACUUUGAAUGGCCGGAAAAGAAAGCGGACACUUUACGAGAGGCGGCAUUUGGAUAUAGAGAUCUGAAAAAGUUGGAGCAAGAAGUUAUAAAUUACAAAGAUGAUCCCCAUUUGCCAUGUGACCUUGCAUUAAAGAAAAUUGCAGCUUUGUCCGAAAGAAUGGAACGUACUGUGCAUGAUAUCCUCCGAACAAGAGAUUCACUGAUGAGGCACUGCAAGGAGUUCCACAUCCCGACAGACUGGAUGUUGGACAUGGGAAUAUUAAGCAAGAUAAAGUUUGGUUCGGUAAAACUGGCUAAAAUGUACAUGAAGAGAGUGGCAAUGGAACUUCAGUCCAAGGGAGGAGGAGGAGGAGGAGUACCACCCGAUAAUAAUAAAGAUUCGUCCUUGGAUUAUAUGUUACUUCAGGGCGUAAGAUUUGCUUUUCGAAUUCAUCAGUUUGCUGGGGGGUUUGAUUCUGAGACAAUGCACGCGUUUGAGGAGCUUCGAGACCUUGCUGUUGCUUUGAAUAAAAGCAGAGAUUGA
Striga hermonthica is the source of this 2253-nucleotide messenger RNA. The record is from the annotation of a GenBank genome assembly. NCBI's taxonomy places the organism in Eukaryota, Viridiplantae, Streptophyta, Magnoliopsida, Lamiales, Orobanchaceae.